CACGAUGUUCCAGAAGCGCAAGAUGGUGGCGAGCGUUUGCGAGUCGGAUAGGUGCGGUUCCGCCGUCGGAGCGGUUAAAAUUGUCGCGUUAGCGUGACGUUACACCGACGUGUGAUACAACGCGUGUAGGAACGCUUCGAGAAGGUCGGGAUAUUCGGCCGAGUCACCGUGGGAGAGUCGCCCUGCUGCAACCCUUACGAUUCUGCCCUUACGUGUCAGCUGACAACUGUUUGUGUACGCGCGUUGCUGCGUACAUCGCGUGUAUAGUCGGAAAGUCCGUGGAUGACAAGCAACAAAGCUCCGCGACGUGACACAGUCUUGUCGAUCUCCUGGGCUAUUCAUGUAUUUUUUUCGUGAAUGCUGAAGCGUAUGAUAAAAGAGCGCUGAGUAAGUCUAGGAAGCGCUAGAAAGUCUACCGUUAUCGAAGGGGUAUUGUCCCGCGAAGGACAGGUACCUGUAAGGGUAGAACACCUUACGAAGAACACGGCGAUUCGGCAUCGAUUCAAUGAGACGUGGCAGAUUCGUUUGGAUAGCAAAGAAAGUUCGGCAGCAAAGUCAUGGAAAAAUUGGAGACGUUGGGGUGGUACUUGUCUGAUCAUGGUUAUAAUGUAGCAACCGAUUCAGGAAAUAUAACCGACACACAGAGGAUUGUCAAGCGACUGUUGGAUAUCGACUUGAGAGAAGUUGGCAGUGGUAAUGGGGAUCUUAAUCAAGGCAAUAUUAUCUUACAAAUACAAAAGAUACGCAAUGUUGCUGCGCCCAAGGGAAAUGAGGAAUCCAGAGCAGCUCCAAGAAUGUUAAAAUUAUCAUUGACAGAUGGCAAAAAUAAUUUUCAAGCCUUAGAAGUUGAACAUAUAUCACCUAUAAGUUUGAACACUCCACCUGGUACAAAAAUAUUAAUAAAAUCAGGGAUCUUACCUGUGUCGCAUGGAAUUAUCUUAUUAAGACCAUCACAUAUAGUUCAUGUACUUGGGGGAAGGGUUGCCAAUCUAGUGGAGAAAUGGGAAUUAAAUAAGAAAUUAGCUUCACACACUCGAGUAAGAUCCGCCGAAGAAGGUGGGCCUCCGCCAUGGAUACCAUUUGGCAGAAAGAUCAUAAAAGUCUCCGAGCAAGAUAAGAACUUUAAAGCUCUGGCAGAGAAAGAAAAACCUAGUAAAGAAAAUUCAGAGUUUGAGGCUCAACGUAAGGACGCAAUCGCGGAGGCUGCUAAACAGGGCAGCAAGAAAGUGUUUGGAGGUGGAAAUAAGCAGUUGUUAGAUCAUAGUGUACAGAAAAUCGUAGAUCGUGGAUUCACCAUAGAACAAGCGGAAUAUGCUCUAAGGGUGAAUAGAAAUAAUGUAGAUAAAGCUCUCAAGAGCUUGCAGAAAACCGAUAGUAAACAUAACGCCAAGGAUUCCAGAGAGCCGCGAGAGCCACGUGGUAAGCGAUUCGAGAAGAAAACGGAGGAGAGUAAACCUAGUAGUGGGAAGAUAUCUCUUUUCGAUUUCCUGGAGGACAAAUUACCUAUACAGCCCGAAAGCGUAGAUACAACCAGUUCAUUUCAAAACAACUGCGCGCAGAAUAGCGAAAGUAAUCAAGACCGUCUGGAAUCGAGAAACACCGACGCGCAGACUGGGAGAGGUGUGCGGGGCCAAAGAGGAGGACGGGGAUAUCAACCACCUCCGAGACACGCGGAAGAACAUAGGAACAACAAACGAGCGACAAACAGCAGUUCCAUCACGUCUUCGUACUCGCAGUAUAAUAGCGGCGCUAACGUGCAGCAAAACAAACCUCCGAGAUUUCAGCGUAAUCAGGAAUCUCAGCAUCAGUACCAACACAACGGCGGUAGGGAAGCGUAUCAGAAGCCUUCUCAACCAAACGACUAUAGAAACACGUUCGCUCAGUCACGCACAAGUAGCAUAAACACCAGUGAUAGUGGUAACGAGAACUAUAACAAGACUCAGACUGACUCACUGGGAAAAACAAAUCACCUCGGUAGUAACAGAAACUAUAAUCACGUCGAGCCUGACGUAAGCAGAAAUAAGCAGUCUUACGAUGCUUCUUACGGUAGGCAUAAUCGAGCGCCACAAGACGGGGCUUCUAAAGUAUACUCAUCUAACGCGACUGAAAAAACUUUCAAGAAUCAACCUAAGUAUCAGGCAAAUCAUAACGUCGACAAUAGGAUGCCCACGAAUCUCAAUGCGCAAAGAAGUGAAAGUAAUUACAGCAUUCAAAACGCCGACGUUUCCGCGAGUGGUGAUAUGUGGGUAUGGCGAAUAGGUGACAAGUGCAUGGCUAAAUAUUGGGAGGAUAACAGGUAUUACAAUGCCGAAGUCACUGGCGUCUCCGAGAGGACAUGCGUAGUACAAUUCAAAGAAUUCGAGAACUAUGAAGAGGUCCUGCAGGUGGAUUGCAUACCAAUUACCGUAGAUGUUCAAGAGCCCGUUAUAGACGUAAGACGACAAGAUCAACGUUCGAACAAUCGGCAGCCACGUUACGAUCAGAGUCACAAUCACAUAAAUGGUAUGGAAUUUCGACGAGGUGGGAGCGGUACUGCUAGUAGCAAUAAAGGAUACAAUAAGAAACGAAGUCAGCAACGGAGUACUCAACCUAUCUAUCAACCACCGGCGCAAAGGGGCUUCAAUUCUAUGCCAAUUAAUAAUAGUCCAAACAGUACUCAACACAAUUCCUUUCUUUAAUGUAACAUUAGCCUCGCAUCUCUAGUAAAGGAACUACUGAAAUCUUGCGAAAUAUAAUUGAGACAGUUGAAUUUGCUACUGAGGAACGAGAGAUCUAACUGAUUGCCGCGCUAAUAAAAAAGAAGAAAGAUUUAGGUGUCGGUAUUAAUGAGCAAUGAAUUGUGUGCCGUGUUUGAUUUCUACUCUUAAUAUGAAAUACGCGAUAAUCUAACAUGAAACUUAAUAAAGGACGAAUUUUUCACGUCACACACGAGAAAGAAUAAUUGAAAAGAAUCCUAUAUUGUAAAAUAUCGAUUGUGUUCUCAAAACAUAAUAUUUGUAUUGUAGGGAAAUUGAUUCUUAAUACAGGAGAGCAGAGCAAGUGUAUCUCUGUACCUCGUCCACUUUACUUAGCUGUAAUACUAAUAAAUCUUGUAAUAUCUAAUUAAAA
Molecule: messenger RNA, 3108 nt
Organism: Harpegnathos saltator (Jerdon's jumping ant)
Lineage: Eukaryota; Metazoa; Arthropoda; Insecta; Hymenoptera; Formicidae
Gene: Tdrd3
Product: Tudor domain containing 3
Exons: 11
Coding region: 558-2678 (706 amino acids)
Cellular component (GO): nucleus
Molecular function (GO): protein binding
Source: RefSeq, a predicted model, not a curated record